This is a messenger RNA of Oryctolagus cuniculus (rabbit), 2035 nucleotides long. It is a transcript of the gene CYP4B1, whose product is annotated as cytochrome P450 family 4 subfamily B member 1. Gene Ontology annotation, molecular function: monooxygenase activity; oxidoreductase activity, acting on paired donors, with incorporation or reduction of molecular oxygen; heme binding. The record is from RefSeq and is marked provisional. Lineage: Eukaryota; Metazoa; Chordata; Mammalia; Lagomorpha; Leporidae.
GCUGGAGUCUCGGCGGCUGCCGCUCCAGCCACGAUGCUCGGCUUCCUCUCCCGCCUGGGCCUGUGGGCUUCCGGACUGAUCUUGAUCCUAGGCUUCCUCAAGCUCCUCCGCCUGCUGCUUCGAAGGCAGAGGUUGGCCCGGGCCAUGGACAGCUUCCCAGGGCCACCCACUCACUGGCUGUUUGGGCACGCCCUCGAGAUCCAGAAGACGGGGAGCCUGGACAAGGUGGUGACCUGGACCCAGCAGUUCCCCUACGCCCACCCUCUCUGGGUUGGACAGUUCAUUGGCUUCCUGAACAUCUACGAGCCCGACUACGCCAAAGCUGUGUACAGCCGUGGGGACCCUAAAGCCCCGGAUGUGUAUGACUUCUUCCUCCAGUGGAUUGGCAAAGGCCUGCUGGUUCUGGAUGGGCCCAAGUGGUUCCAGCACCGCAAGCUGCUCACGCCUGGCUUCCAUUACGACGUGCUGAAGCCCUACGUGGCCAUCUUUGCCGACUCCACACGCAUCAUGCUGGAAAAAUGGGAGAAAAAGGCCUGUGAGGGUAAGAGCUUCGACAUCUUCUCUGACGUGGGCCACAUGGCGCUCGACACGCUCAUGAAGUGUACGUUUGGCAAAGGAGACAGUGGCCUGAAUCACAGGGACAGCAGCUACUACGUGGCAGUCAGCGAGCUCACGCUGCUGAUGCAGCAACGCAUCGACUCCUUCCAGUACCACAACGACUUCAUCUACUGGCUCACUCCGCACGGCCGCCGCUUCCUGCGGGCCUGCAGGGCGGCCCACGACCACACCGACAGGGUCAUCAGACAGCGGAAGGCAGCCCUGCAGGAUGAGAAGGAGCGGGAGAAGAUCCAGAACCGGAGACAUCUGGACUUCCUGGACAUUCUCUUGGAUGUCCGCGGUGAAAGUGGAGUCCAGCUGUCGGACACAGACCUCCGCGCUGAAGUGGACACGUUCAUGUUCGAAGGUCAUGACACCACCACCAGCGGCAUCUCCUGGUUCCUCUACUGCAUGGCCUUGUACCCUGAGCACCAGCAGCGCUGUAGGGAGGAGGUCCGUGAGAUCCUGGGAGACCAGGACUCCUUCCAGUGGGAGGACUUGGCCAAGAUGACCUACCUGACCAUGUGCAUGAAGGAGUGCUUCCGCCUCUACCCGCCCGUGCCCCAGGUGUACCGCCAGCUCAGCAAGCCCGUCAGCUUUGUGGACGGCCGCUCCCUGCCUGCAGGCAGCCUGAUCUCCCUGCAUAUCUACGCCCUCCAUAGGAACAGCGACGUGUGGCCUGACCCUGAGGUCUUUGACCCCCUGCGCUUUUCCCCGGAGAACUCGUCUGGACGCCACCCCUAUGCCUUCAUUCCCUUCUCUGCCGGGCCCAGGAACUGCAUCGGGCAGCAGUUCGCCAUGAACGAGAUGAAGGUGGUCACAGCCCUGUGCCUGCUCCGCUUUGAGUUCUCCGUGGACCCCCUGCGGCUGCCCAUCAAGCUGCCCCAGCUGGUCCUGCGCUCCAAGAAUGGCAUCCACCUCUACUUGAAGCCUCUGGGCCCCAAGGCUGAGAAGUAGCUCUGCUGAGAGCGGGGUCCCCGGCCGCCCAGGCUGCGGCCUCUCCUGAGCGUCGCUGUCUCGUUGGGGGUUCCCUGCCUUCGGGAUCUUGUAGCCUGGGAGGGGAGUAGGCACAGACACAGUCACCUCCAGGCCAGUGUCAUGGAAACGCAUGUGUCGACAGGUGCCUGCUGUGCAUGCAAACAUUUGGUGAGCACCUACUUGCUUCAGAAUUCUCUCUUACUUUCCAUAAUGGACAGUCUUUCUAAAAUGUACCAGAAACUUACAGUCCAGCCUCUGUGUCUUGGUGUGCGCACAGUGGAGGCUCUGCCUCAGGAUUUAAGGUCAGGAGCAGGGCCCGCAGGACUGGGGACAGCUUGGGGGCCACCCUGCACUUGAUCGGCUUUAUCUGUGUGUGGGUGUGGGUGUUUGGAACACAACAGACAUAAGGAAGAUUUGCUUAGGCCCAGACUGUACACGAUGCUGAAUAAACAGAACUCAC